AUGUCGAGUUCCAAAAUCAAACUACCCAUUACGGACAAAUAUGUUCACGUCCAGCUCCUCAAUGGAGGAAGUAUGACCGCCGAAUGCCACAAGAUUCACGCAGGAGAACCAGCAGACAGAUUCCGUCUAUAUAAUUGGGCCUUUUAUGUCUAUCAUCCAACAUCUCAGCGACAUAUCAUCUGGGAUUUGGGUUUAACAUCGGAUCCGGAAGACUAUGCUCCAGCUAUUUCAAACCGAGUAUUGAAAGAAGCCCAGUUUGAGGGUCCCUGGGAAUCGAUUUCAGAGCAAAUCAAGCGCCGAAAUGGGGUUACAGCGGACGAAAUAGACCGUAUUAUAUUCAGGUGGGAACAGACCCAAGUUCCCUCUACUGACAUUGCUCUGAUCCCCAUUGGUAGUCACGCACACUUCGAUCAUUGCAGGCCGGUACGCCAGACAUUCCCCAAUGCAAAAGUUCUAUUCGGGCCGGGCACGUCAGAGCAUUGUAGUCCAGGCCACCUCACAGACCCCUGCUCGAUCUGGGAUGGACGGUUCUUUGACCCUGAACAAGCAACAGAGCGCUGGGAGACACUAAACGGCCCAUGGGUGCCUUUUGGGCCGUUUGACCGCGCGAUGGACUUGUUUGGCGACGCAAGCUUCUGGAUCAUCGAGGCCCCCGGCCACAUGCCUGGUAACCUGUGUGCCUGCGCGAAGAUUGCAAUGGGUGAAUGGGUGGUCCUCGGUUCUGAUUGCUGCCAUUCACGGUAUAAUAACCCCAGCUCUGUCAUUACUGUUUUCACCGAGACACAAUCUAACAUCGAUAGAGCCCUGCUGAACGGCACCAAGGAAUUUGGGACCUUCAAACUGCCGGAUGGAUCUAUGUUUUGCCUGCACUCAGAUGUGUCUGCAGCAAAGGACACCUUGGCACGGAUGAGGGAAAUGGAGAGUCUGGGGGCCCACAUUGCACUAGCUCAUGAUACUACUUGGAUGGAGAAGGAGAAUGACCCGGUUUUGCUAUCAUUGCUAGACGCAGAAUUCCUGCGGGACAUGCGUGUUGCGCUGAGGCAGCAAGCACCAUUUUAG
Aspergillus puulaauensis is the source of this 1059-nucleotide messenger RNA. Its product is annotated as MBL fold metallo-hydrolase. Lineage: Eukaryota; Fungi; Ascomycota; Eurotiomycetes; Eurotiales; Aspergillaceae. The record is from RefSeq and is a predicted model, not a curated record. The transcript is spliced from 2 exons. Bases 1 to 1059 code for a protein of 352 amino acids.